AAAUCCAAAGCUAGCAAUUAGAGCGAGUAGCGAAGUGGAACAACCAGCACCGUUCAGAAGAGCUUAAUUUUUGGCGAAUCCAUCAAAAUGACCUUCCAGCAGGUUUCAGUGAGUCUGGCUGCGUUGGGCGCGCUGAUUCAAGUGAUAAGUGCUUGCAACGGUGGAUAUGAGCUGAUUAUAAACAAAAUCGAAAACUGCGGCGGCAACGAUCAAGUCAUCACCAUUGAUCCCAAAUCGGUUGUGACUUUGACCAAGGACUGCCAAGUCACCUCCAAGUCUAUGGUCAAAACGACUGGAUUCAGCAAAGCUGAUAUGACUGUGACGGUGUCGAAAAAUGGAAUCCCGGUGGUGAACGAAAAGGUGGAUGUCUGUGCCAGCAUGGAAGAUGCCAAGGGAAAUAAAGAUGCGGCGGAGAUUAUGACUAUGUUCGGAGUGCCAGAUAAGUGUCCGGUUGCGGCAAUGGAAAUUCAAACCUCCGAAGAUAAGCCGUACAGUUUGGAACGUUACAAGAACCAUUUGCUGGUUGCGGAAGGAAAGAUCCACGUCGAUAGCAAAAUUGUGCAUGACAAGGGAGAAAGCUGCUUCAAAAUCGAUAUGGAAGUCAAAAGGGCUGGAGGUUUACUCGGAUGAGUGUAACCGAAUGUUAGGUGAAGGGUCAAAUAGAAUGUACUUCAUACCUAAUAAUAGAAAACGUUGAUAUGAAUUUGUCUGUCUGAUUUAAGUUUGUUCAAAAAUUAUAUUCCAUUGAAAACGUACUGAAAAUUGUAACUGGAAUCACAGAGCUUCACAAAUGUUAUGAUACUAA
Messenger RNA from Uranotaenia lowii, 805 nucleotides. RefSeq lists its product as uncharacterized. The record is from RefSeq and is a predicted model, not a curated record. Bases 88 to 630 code for a protein of 180 amino acids. The transcript is spliced from 4 exons. NCBI's taxonomy places the organism in Eukaryota, Metazoa, Arthropoda, Insecta, Diptera, Culicidae.